Rotaria socialis is the source of this 1422-nucleotide messenger RNA. The record is from the annotation of a GenBank genome assembly. Lineage: Eukaryota; Metazoa; Rotifera; Eurotatoria; Philodinida; Philodinidae.
AUGUCAUCAAACGAUGAUAUUUGCUCAAUUUCUGGUCAAAUACUUAAUAGAUUCUACUGCGAUAUAUUACCAAGAAUUCAUUAUAAUGUAAAAUAUCUCAUUUUGGAAUCAAAUUCUAUGGAACAUAUUCUUCUCGCUGGCAACUAUCCUAAUCUUACUAGCUUUAAACUUUUCAAUUUCAAUAAAGAAAUAUUGUCACGAUAUUUUCUAGACGAUUCUCUCUUUCGACAUAUUUGUAAACAACAAAUUACAGAUCUUACUCUUAUCAGCAAUGAAAACAAUAGUGAAAUAACAUUAACAGACUAUACGAUGAAUGUUUAUCUAAUUAUCUUGUCUUUCUUUAAAAAUCUCAAACAUCUGUCUAUUUUAUCAUCAUCCAUUGACGGCUAUCCACCUUUGUCACUACAUAAUUUGCCAUCAACAAUUUUUUCCUCUUCGACACUUACUAAGUUAUGCAUUAAUGUGAAUGAUUUUGGUGAUUGUCUUGCUUUACUUGAUGGUCGUCUAAAACAAUUAACUACAUUCAUCGUUCAAACAAAAUAUAUCGAAAAUGUAUCAUUGCAGUCGUACGACAUGGAUGAUCUACCUGAUUUGAAAUCUUUCUCAUUAAUAUGUUAUAGUAAAAUUUCUGAAUAUGACAAUCUAGUUGUACGACUUCUUCACCAUAUGUCACAUCUCGAAGAAUUAACUCUAUAUCUUUGUAUCAAGCAUCGACCUAGAUUCGUCGAUGGCACUCAUAUUCAUAAUGAAAUUCUUAGUCAUAUGACACGACUUCAUACAUUUACUUUUUAUAUUAGUACUGAAAAUUAUGUCAACGAUUCAACUCUUCGCCUGUCUAAAAACGAUAUCCAAGAAACUUUUAAAAAUAGAGAAAAUCAACAAGUCGAUUGUACUGUAGACUAUGUUGACGAUGUCUUUGUCUUAUGCAAGGUGUUCUCACUUCCAUUUAGAUUUGAUCGUUUCGAAUGGAUUACGAAUAAUUUUUCGCCGAUGAUAUUCAAUUCUGUAACUUAUUUGACGUUGUUUGAUAGAGUUUCAUUCAAACAUGAAUUCUUCGUUCGGGUUGCUCGAGCUUUUCCAUUACUUAAAUAUUUAUCUGUUCACAAUGUCAAACCACCAUUUUGGAGAUUCCCGAAGCCUCAUCCUGUCGACAACUAUUCACCAAUUGCAGAAUAUCUUCAUCUUAUUUCACUACACUUUGGUUUUGUCAGUAAUUGUUAUGUUGAUCAAUUUCUCAAUGAAACAAAAACAAGUUUGCCUCGUCUAAUCAAAUUAAAAGCCAAUUAUAGACAAUUGGAAAGUGUGACAGAGAAUUUUACAAGAAAUGAAACGCAACGCAAUUGUGCUAUGGUGAAACGAUUACUUAUCCCAGGCUUAAUAGUUUUCCCAGAAGAUGUUUAUCGCUAUUUUCCUUCAUUGUAA